Halteromyces radiatus is the source of this 2985-nucleotide messenger RNA. RefSeq lists its product as uncharacterized. The transcript has 11 exons. Gene Ontology annotation, molecular function: GTPase activator activity. Lineage: Eukaryota; Fungi; Mucoromycota; Mucoromycetes; Mucorales; Cunninghamellaceae. Gene Ontology annotation, biological process: activation of GTPase activity; signal transduction. Bases 70 to 2646 code for a protein of 858 amino acids. The record is from RefSeq and is a predicted model, not a curated record.
CUCCUUUUUCCAUCUCUUCAAUCUAUUUAUACUUUUUUUCACCUCCUUUGUAUUUAAACUAUUGACUCAAUGAACCGAACGAGAGGGAGAAGUAUCUCUCAAGCUCAAGACGAUGUGGUCCUGAAUAUUGAGUCACAUCUUGAUUUUGUGAAAAGAGUAUUAAAAUGGAGCAUAUCUGACCUUGAUCGUUUCAUUACUUUAUUACGUGCACGUAUCGCAGCCGAAGAAGCAUAUAGUUUAUCUCUUUCCAAAUUGACGCGAACCACUGAACCUACCGAAACGACUCCUUUGUUUGGUGAAAAACAACCCUCUUUUCUAUGUGCUACCUAUUACUAUGAACAAAGCAUUGAACAUACUAUUCAACAAAGAAAGGAACUUAUUCAAGGUAUACGACUAGAAGUUGAUAAAUUAGUUUUGGUCAAGGAAAAACAAGAAAGUAGACGGAAAAUAGUGAAACAAGUUCAAGGGGAAAAGAAUGCAAAUUAUACUGGUUAUCGAACUGGUGAAUUGGUCAAGCUCAAAAAGGCAUACUCCAAAAAGUGUAAUGAUCUUCAGGUAGCUCAACAACAAUUUGAACAGCAACAGCAGCAGCAGCAGCAGCAACAACAACAACAACAACAGCAACAGCAACAAUACCAACAUAGUUAUGAUGACACUAAUUUGAUCAAUGAUUACCUUCCACCUCAACAUACUCAUCGACGUUCCUUUGAAGAAUCAAAACGAUUGUCUACUGAUAGUCUUGAUAAUGAUGCUUCAUCUGUCCAUUCUUUGUCUCAUCAAGAUAGUGCUUAUAAGAAAGGUAUGGCGAACUUUAUGGCUUCUGUGGCUCAGGUUCGUACUCAAUUUGCAAACGUGGCACAAUCUGCUGGUAAUACUGACCUCAACAAGCAAAAUACCAAGUAUGCAAAAUUCAAAAAAGAAAUUAUGGACGCUGAUCAUGAAUAUAGAAAUGGUAUUCGACAAUUGGAAAGAUUACGAAAACAACAAGUUAGUGGAGCUAUACAAGCAAUGAAACAAUUGGAAAUUGCAAUCAUUGACAAGGCGGAAGUGACACAGUCUUGUCUAUGCGGUAUUCUUGAUAAGGAACGUUUUGUACUCUCCAAUGAAAUCAAGACAAACGAAUUAUGUCAACGUUACGCCAUUGAAAUCAAUGCUGAAAAAGAUUUCGCUGCAUUCAACAACCAAUACAAGAAAUUGCCAUUCCGAACUCCAGAGCCAUUAUGUUACGAAAACUACUAUCUUGGCCCAUGCAAAUAUAUUCUAUUUGGUGGAUCUUUAAUGGAAUAUCAUUCUGAACAUGAUCGAACUGUACCUUUACUUGUGACAAAGUGUGUGGAAGCUGUGGAUAAUAUGGGUUUACAGAAAGAAGGUAUCUAUCGGGUAUCAGGACGACAAAGUAACAUUGAAUCUUUGAAGCAUGCAUUUGAACAAGAUGAAGGAAUGGAAAUCGAUCGAAAGUACGAUGUAUUUACUAUUGCGACAGUACUCAAAAUUUAUUUACGCCAAUUGGAAGAACCUUUAUUGAAAAUUGAUAUGGCAACUCGGGUGAAAUAUACUGAAUUGAAGGAUAAGCAACGUCAAUUGAUGUAUUUACAAACUAUGUUAUCUGGCUUGGCAAGACCUCAUCGUGAUACUCUUCUUACAAUUAUUCGUCACCUGGCCAAGGUGAAUGCCAAUAGUCAUAUCAACAAGAUGAACCUACAAAACCUUAGUGUAAUAUUUACUCCUGCUAUCUUCCAUGACUUUAAUCAAGCUGAAAAUCCGGGUGAAUGGCAUACCGACACAGUAUUUGAAGAUUUGGUGACUUAUUAUGAUGCUCUAUUUGCUAAUGCAGAAAUUCAAUCAAGGGCAAAAGCUGGACCUCAACCUCCUAUUACUAUCAAAACCAAUCCAUCUGAUUACACAACUGCCCCUAAUUCCACUAAUCUUCUUUUGACUGCUCCUAUGGGUCCUCCUCCACAACCACCACAACAAACUCCAAUUUAUCAACAACAAAUAUCUCAACAGCAGGCAAAAUCAUCUUCUUCAUCAUUACCAUCCCAACAGCGAUCUUACAAGCCACAACAAUCAGAACAAAUAGCAUCAACAGUACCAUCAUCUUCUGAGAAAUCGCAACGAUCUGGUCAUGCAACGUAUAUACCAAAGUUACAAAUGCAAAACUUGACGAUACAGACGGAGAGUAAUCGAUGUGAAACUAGCGAUGAAAAAACGAUAGAAGAGGAUGAACAAUUGGAUGAAGAUCGACAAUUACGAUCACCUAUGGUAGAUGAACUUCGUGGUACAAAGAAAAUGGCACCACCUAGACAAGAUUCAUUACGUACGAUCAAAGAAGGAUCAUCUGGGCCAAUGACAGCAUCAUCAGCAAAUAGUAGCACUAGUAGUUUGGCAGCAGCAGUAAAUCAUACAGCUAAUAUGGUAGCGGCAGGUUCAUCAACAUCACCAUCAUCAUCCACUCCUCCUUACAGCACGGUCAACAACGGUUCGCGUGCGCAACCUGUUCCCCCUUCCGCCUCUUCCGCCUCUCAACAGCAUCACCACAUGCCUCAACCUGUUGUGAUCGCCUCUCAGCAACAUUUUCCUUCAAGUGCACAAAUUGUUCCUACUUCCUCUCCCAUGACCCCUGGACCAUCCGAUUCAACCAACUAGAUCCCUUAGUUAUAUAUACAUAUAUAUAUAUAUAUAUAUAUAACCAUCUUUUGUCUUACUCCUUUUUUCCCUUCAUCAUUGCUUCUUCUUUUUUUUCUUCUUCUUCUUUUUGGUUAUCAUACCUACUUUUAUAUACACAUAUAUAUAUUACUUUUGUCUUCAUUUUUCAUUUUCCCCCCUCACUUUUUUAUAUUGUCCCUUUUUAUAUUCAUAUAUAAUAAAUGUAAGAAAACUGUACCAAUUUUUUUUUGAUUCAUUAUAUAGUUUCUAUUUUUGAUUGGAUUAUUUUAGAUCGAUCAGUGUUGUCCAAAUUUAACAUGUCAUUGUUACAAAUAAAAG